UCAUAACCUAAAAAAUUGAAAACCAUUUCAACUAUUUCCAGAAAUCAUUUCCAGAUCCUUCAUUGUUGAUGUAAAUAACAUGAUAAGUGAUUUUCCAUUAAAAAAUGAGACCUGAUUCAGAUUUAUUGUGGAACGCACUGAAAGGAAUCAUUUGUGUAUACAAACCGGCAGAAUCGUCUGUCCGAAAUCUGCGGAAAACUUUAAUUUGGAAUAUAUGUAAAGAUCUCAGUGACCUGGAUGUCAAACUCAGAUAUCCUGAAAGAAAACUGUCAUUACAUGAUGGUUCUGUUAAAGAACUGGCAACCAAAGAAAUCUCAACCAUACUUACUCAAAAUGAAAUAACGGAUUUGAGUGUUCAUCCCAAUGUUGUUGGUCCAAAAUACCUACAGGAUGAGUUGGCAGUAAGCUGGUCGAACUACUUGGGUUGGAAUACCAGUGGAGUAUUAAUAUUUGGUUUGAAAAAAGGGACAAUGGCAGCUAAAUUUAUUCGUGAAAAUCGACCUACCAGAGCUUAUCGAAUAAAAGGUGUUUUUGGAUUGGCCACAGAUACUGGUUUUAAAGAUGGAAAAGUUGUAGAACGGUCCACUUGGAAAUACAUCAGACAAUCUCACAUAGAUCGACUAUUAUCCUCUAUGCAAGCUGCACAUCAAAAGAAAAUGUUUGAAUCGUGUGGAGUCAAUAUACAAUCUCAGCUGGCAUAUGAUCUGGCAGUUAAAGGACCAAUUCGUCCUAUCAAUUCAAAAAUACCAAUUAUAUAUGGUUUGAAAUGUGUUGAAUAUGAUGCUCCAAACUUUGUUUUAGAAGUCCAAUGCAUCAAUGAAAAUGAACAAUAUCUGACAACUCUGAUCCAUGAAAUUGGCCUAAAACUGCAUUCAACUGCCCAUUGUACAGCGGUGAAAUGUAUUCGGCACAGUUGUUUCACUUUGGAUCAUGCCCUUCUACCGAAACAUUGGAAUCUGGAGAAUAUUGUAAAAAACUUGGAAAUUUCUACGAGACUCUUGAGAGAAAAUGAACAUCUAACUAACCAGGACAGUAUAACUCUCAGAUGAGUGAAAUUUAGAAAAUGUUUUUAGAUAUGUAAAUGUACAAAUAUAUUGUUUUUAAUUUU
Molecule: messenger RNA, 1108 nt
Organism: Leptinotarsa decemlineata (Colorado potato beetle)
Lineage: Eukaryota; Metazoa; Arthropoda; Insecta; Coleoptera; Chrysomelidae
Product: pseudouridylate synthase TRUB2, mitochondrial
Biological process (GO): pseudouridine synthesis; RNA processing
Molecular function (GO): RNA binding; pseudouridine synthase activity
Source: RefSeq, a predicted model, not a curated record